Messenger RNA from Hibiscus syriacus, 2189 nucleotides. Its product is annotated as cysteine-rich receptor-like protein kinase 10. Gene Ontology annotation, biological process: protein phosphorylation. NCBI's taxonomy places the organism in Eukaryota, Viridiplantae, Streptophyta, Magnoliopsida, Malvales, Malvaceae. The transcript has 7 exons. The record is from RefSeq and is a predicted model, not a curated record. Bases 58 to 2046 code for a protein of 662 amino acids. Gene Ontology annotation, molecular function: ATP binding; protein kinase activity.
CUUGUUUAUGGUAUUCCAAGCUAAAAGAAAGAAACUUGUUUCUUGUAAGUGAAAAAAAUGAGUGUGCUCGUAGCCUUGAUGAACCUGUUGCUGUUAGUAAUAGCCCUUGCUUUGCUUAGCCCUGCUACUGAAGCUCAGCAGGGUACUUAUCGCUACCACGUUUGUCCAAACACAACCACUUUCCCUGUAAACAGCACUCACAGAGGUAAUCGCGAUAGCUUAUUGGCUUCGCUGUCGUCAAACGGCACCCGUGGGAAUGGUUUCUACAACACAACCGCUGGCAGGAACCCUGACACGGUAUACGGUCUUUUCCUCUGCCGUGGGGACCUUUCUGCCGAAGUCUGCCAAGGGUGCGUCACCUUUGCUGCCACCGACAUCUCCCGACGUUGUCCCGUGGAAAUGAUAGCGAUUGCUUGGUACGACGAGUGCCUAAUACGGUACUCGAACGUAAACAUCUUUUCUGCCGAGGCCGAAGAACCUGCAACUGUCUUGUUUAACUCUCAGAAUAUCACUGACCAAGAUCGAUUCAACCAGCAAGUGCAAGCGAUGAUGAGUGAGACAGCAACCCUUGCCGCAAACACACCACCAGGUGCUAAAAAAUUUGCCGCUAGAGCAACAGCGGCCAAUUUAUCAUCAAGUAUUCAAACACUGUACAGCCUGGGUCAGUGUACACCGGAUUUGUCAAGCUCGGAUUGCGAUAGAUGUCUACGAUUCGCAAUAGGAAAUCUUCCAAGAGGAAGCCAAGGAGGAAGAGUGCUGAGUCCUAGCUGCAACGUUAGAUAUGAAAUCUACUUGUUCUAUAAUCAAACAGCAGUUGCACCUCCACCUUCUCCUCCUCCAGCUCCAAUUUCAGGAGGGAACGGGAACGGCCGAAGAUCAUGGCCAAUAAUUGUCGCCAUUGUUGUUCCAAUUGCUGUCAUCAUUUUGAUUUUCUUCCUGGCCUGUUGGGUGUUAAAGAGGAGAGGAAAGAAGAAGUACGAUGCUAUCCGGGCAGAAAAUGCAGGGUAUGAUAUAACCACUGUAGAGGCAUUGCAGUAUGAUUUUACCACAAUUGAAACAGCAACAAAUAAUUUUUCAGACUCUAACAAGCUAGGCGAAGGUGGUUUUGGUGAUGUUUACAAGGGUGUCCUUCCUAACAAACAAGAAAUAGCUGUGAAGAGGCUAUCAAGAGGUUCAGGCCAAGGUGCAGAGGAAUUUAAAAACGAGGUCGUGUUGGUAGCCAAGCUUCAACAUAGAAAUCUAGUGAGACUAAUGGGCUUUUGCUUGGAAAGAGAAGAAAAGAUACUAAUCUACGAAUAUGUGCCCAACAAGAGCCUGGACUAUUUUGUUUUCGAUCCUGCAAAACAAGGACAACUUGACUGGUCGAGACGAUACAAGAUAAUAGGAGGGAUUGCUCGCGGAAUGCUUUAUCUGCAUGUGGAUUCUCGGCUUCGAAUCAUCCACCGCGAUCUCAAGGCCAGCAAUAUAUUGUUAGACGGAGACAUGAGCCCCAAGAUAUCGGAUUUCGGCAUGGCGAGGAUUUUUGGUGUCGAUCAAACUCAAGGAACCACCAGAAGAGUUGUCGGAACCUACGGCUAUAUGGCUCCGGAAUAUGCGAUGCAAGGACAAUUCUCCGUGAAAUCGGAUGCAUAUAGCUUCGGUGUUUUAGUUCUGGAAAUCAUAAGUGGCCAAAGGAACAGUAAUUUCUAUCAAACAGAUGGUGCUGAGGACCUCAUUAACUACGCUUGGAAGCUAUGGAAGGAUGAGAGACCCCUGGAAUUGUUAAACCCUGUUCUUCGGGACAAUUACGCGAGAAAUGAAGUCAUCAGAUGUAUUCAACUCGGGUUAUUGUGUGUUCAAGAAGAUCCGGCCGAUAGGCCGACGAUGGCUACCGUUGUUCUCAUGCUUAACAGUUACUCUGCCACACUACCAAUGCCUAAAGAACCGGCAUUUGUGCUUCACAGUAGAACGGAUGGGAGUAUGCCAUACAAAGGGCUUGAAUCUACCAGUCAAUCCAUUCCAUUGUCCAUCAAUGAAGUAUCUAUUACUGAAUUGGACCCCCGGUAAUGCGAGUUAAAGGAUGCAUCAUCGUCCUUAACCUCAAGGAAGGUUCAUAGCUAUUGCCAAUGUUGAAUAAGCUUUCGUUUUCCCAAUGUACGAUUAUGAUUUCUAUAAGUAGCAGAAUUUGUGUACUUUAACUAGCGGGCAUU